Brugia malayi is the source of this 1272-nucleotide messenger RNA. RefSeq lists its product as uncharacterized. Bases 1 to 1272 code for a protein of 423 amino acids. The record is from RefSeq and is a predicted model, not a curated record. The transcript is spliced from 9 exons. Lineage: Eukaryota; Metazoa; Nematoda; Chromadorea; Rhabditida; Onchocercidae.
AUGCUUAUCACAAGAAAAAUUCAUAUUAUCACUAUCACUAUUAUCAUUUAUGCUAUUUCUAACUAUAUCAAUGAUAAUUUAUAUACAAAAUUAUCAUUACAUUUUGAUUACAAUGUAAUUGAUGAUCGAUUUCAAUUAGUUUCAAACAUUUUCAGGAAAAAUUUUUUAAAUGGUUGGGAACGUGGUGGUGCAGCAUUAACUGUUUAUCAUAAAAAUCAAAAAAUUCUCGAUAUUUGGGGUGGAUAUGCAGAUGUACAAGCAGCAAGAAAAUGGCAAAUGGAUACAAUCACAUCAACAUUUUCAUGUUUAAAAAAUGUUAUGGCAUUAUGUAUUGCAUUGCUUGUGGAAAGAAAAUUAGCUAAUUAUGAUGAUUUAAUUAUCAAAUAUUGGCCAAAUUUUGGUGAUAAUAAUAAAGCUAAUAUUACUAUAAAAAUGUUAUUAACUGAUAAGAUGAAUUUGAAAUAUUUGAAUAAACCGCUUACUUUGAAGAAUGCCACUGAUCAUGAAGCAAUGAGAAAAAUCUUCGAGAAUGAACAACCAAAAUGGCUACCGGAAGAAAAAUCCGGUUGUUACGGAUCAUUAUUCUAUUGGCUUAUUGAUCAGCUUAUUCGACAUAUUGAUAAGCAGAAACGAGGUGUACAGCAAUAUUUUCAUGAUGAAAUAGCAUCUAAAUUUGGAAUUGAUUAUUCGAUUGGUUUAAUGAAAACAGAAGAAUAUCGCUUGGCCAGAAUAGCAAUGCCAUCUUGGUUUGAUAUUUUUAGUGAAAUCUAUCAGACCCCGCAUUUAAUGUCAAAUUUGUUAUUUCAAUUUUUCACACAUAAGGAUUCGAUAAUGUAUAAAGUAAUGAAUAAUUUAAAAUGGUUAAAUCCAAUUAUACCAUUACAAAUUAACAAUCCAAAUUUUCAUCAUUUAUUAUACCAUGGAUUUGGUAAUGCAAGAAGUUUAGCACAAUUAUUUCAUAUGUUAUCAACAGAUAAACUAUUAUCACCUGCUAAUCAAUUUCUUUUGGAACAAAUUUCCAUCAAUAGUACUGAUAUAUGUACAAUAAAACAUUUAGCAAAAAAUAUUGGUCUUUUAGUUUUUAUUGAUCAAUCACAGGUGUCACAUGCAUAUGGUCAUUCAGCCUUUGGAUGUCAACAAGUUAUUCACGACAGGCGGAAUAAUCUAACAAUUGCUUAUGUCACAAAUGCUAUCAAAGUUGGAGUUUAUAAUCAAUGUCGUACUUACAUUCGUUUACACAAUGCUAUUUAUGAUAUUAUCGAAAAAAAUUGA